Penicillium maclennaniae is the source of this 861-nucleotide messenger RNA. RefSeq lists its product as uncharacterized. Gene Ontology annotation, cellular component: cytoplasm. The coding region runs from base 1 to 861 and encodes 286 amino acids. The transcript is spliced from 5 exons. The record is from RefSeq and is a predicted model, not a curated record. Gene Ontology annotation, molecular function: oxidoreductase activity, acting on the CH-OH group of donors, NAD or NADP as acceptor. NCBI's taxonomy places the organism in Eukaryota, Fungi, Ascomycota, Eurotiomycetes, Eurotiales, Aspergillaceae.
AUGUCUUAUGCAGGAGAGACUGCCUAUAUCACCGGGGGUGCCAGCGGCAUCGGCCGUUCCUUAGCUGCGAGGCUGUUGAGCAAGGGGAUGAAAGUUGUGAUUGCCGACCGCAAUAUCGAAGGGGCAACAGAAGUCGCUCGCGAGGCUAAUCAGAGAGGACAAGUCGCCUGGGCAGUUCAGGUUGACGUAGCCGACUGGGAGUCCCAGCGUAAAGGGUUUGAAGACGCUAUCGACAAAGUCGGUAGGAUCAAUUACGUAUUUGCCGUGGCUGGGAUUCCAGAGUCAUCCUGGCUUCCAAAUAGGCCGAAAGCGACUGAAUUCGAGAAGCCGAACCUGAAGGUGUUCGAGGUCAAUGGGACUGGGCCCCUUUAUACCGCCGCGCUGGGCAUUCAACACUUUCGCUGCCAAAAGCCAGACAAGCACGGGUACCGUGGAAAGCUUGUGUUGGUGGCCUCUGGAUGCAGCUUCUACUACAUCCCGUCUCUACCUAUUUAUACUGCUUCAAAGCAUGCUGUGAUGGGCUUCGUCCGUUCGUUCGGCAAAUACUUACCCGAUGAAAAGAUCACCCUGAACGCUAUAUGCCCGAACAUAGUCAAGACCAACAUCUCUACUGGAGCCUUUUAUGACCAAGCAGAGGCCAAGGGUCUGCUGAUCAGUGUAGAUACUCUAGUGGAAGCUUUUGAGUCUCUGCUGGGUGACAGUGAUACCUCCGGUGAGGCGGUAGAGAUCUUGCCUGGCGAUGAGGGGUAUAGAAUCAAGGAAAUUCCCGAAUAUACUAACGACAAGUGCAAAGAAAGCGUGGAAAUGACAUCGAACCGAUCGCACGGGUCAUUCCAGUUCCACCAGCCCAUUUUGGAGUAG